Oryctolagus cuniculus (rabbit) is the source of this 3275-nucleotide messenger RNA. NCBI's taxonomy places the organism in Eukaryota, Metazoa, Chordata, Mammalia, Lagomorpha, Leporidae. The record is from RefSeq and is a predicted model, not a curated record.
UUAGACUGUUUGUCAUAAAUACUAGAUUGCAUUAGACUCUGAACAUAGACUUGUUAGUUCUAAUGUUCUUGGCUUUCUAAAAUUUGUGAGACUCUUUAAGGCUUUUACAUAGAGAGAGGUAGCUCAGACACCAAUCAUAAAAGAUCUCUCAGAAGACUGAGUUUGUCACCAUUGAGAAAGAUGACAGAAUUUGGUUACCGAGUGUGAAUAUGAAAGUGGAGUUCCAGAAGCUACUGGAAAAUUUGUAUCAUGCAAAAAAUGCAUGAAUUUCACAACUGUAUUACAACAAGAAAACCCUUUUCUUUGAAUUCAACUUAUUCUGUGAACACUAGCGUUACCCUCAUGCUAUACCCAUACAAACUUGACUUGAAGACAUAAAGAGUGCUGGGUGCCUGUUUAUCUGUUUCCUUUUACCAAUCCUACUUUCCUUUCCAAAAGGAGUCCAGGUUGUUUUGAAACACAAAAUCUCACACAAGUCUCAGAAUUUCAUCUCAUGGGCUUCUCAGAAGAUCCAGCCUUGCAGCUUCUCCUCUUUGUGCUGUUCCUGUCCAUGUACCUGAUCACGCUGCUCGGGAACCUGCUCAUCGCCCUGGCCAUCAGCUCAGACUCCCACCUCCAGACCCCCAUGUAUUUCUUCCUCUGCAACCUGUCCUUGGCUGAUGUGGGUUUCACUUCCACCACGAUUCCCAAGAUGAUUGUGGACAUCCACACUCACAGCACAGUCAUCUCCUAUGUGGGCUGCCUGACACAGAUGUCUCUCUUUAUUAUCUUUGGGUGCAUGGGUGAUUUGCUUCUGACUGUGAUGGCCUAUGACCGGUUUGUUGCCAUUUGUCAUCCAUUGUAUUACCAGGUCAUCAUGAACCCCUGCCGCUGUGGCUUCUUGGUUUCAGUGUCAGUUGUGGCCAGCCUUUUGGAAUCCCUGCUGCAGAAUUUGAUGCUAUUAAGAGCUACCUGCUUCAAAGAUGUUGACAUUUCUAAUUUCUUCUGUGAACCUUCCCAGCUUCUCACUCUUGCUUUCUCUGACACUUUCACUCAUGACAUAGCCAUAUAUUUUGUUGGCAUCAUAUAUGGUUUUCUCCCUAUCUCAGGGAUUCUCUACUCUUACUACAAAAUCAUUUCCUCCGUUCUGAGAGUCCCAUCAGCUGGUGGGAAGUACAAAGCCUUCUCCACCUGUGGCUCUCACGUGACUGUUGUAUGUUUAUUUUAUGGAACAUCCCUUGGGGUGUAUCUCAGUUCAGCAGCCUCACUUUCUUCCAGGAAGUGUGCAGUGGCCUCAGUGAUGUACACUGUGGUCAUCCCCAUGCUCAACCCCUUUAUCUACAGCCUGAGGAACAGGGACAUCAAGAGGGCCAUUUGGAGACUUCUCAGUCAGCAAGCUAUUUAGAGCACAGAUUGGAAGGCAGCAAAACUCAGCAUCCAGACCCUAAUAUCUCACCUGGUUCAUCACAUCACACUUGAGGCUCUCAUGGCUUUCAUGCAUCUUCUUUUGUAACUGAGAUUUCCUGUUUUGCUCUUUCUUUAUGGAAGCAUUAUAUCUUUACCCUUGCAUACCUGACCCAUAUUGUACCUAUGGAGCCUUCUGUAGUUCGUUAUGGACAAUCCAGGUAUCCUGGAAAAUGAAAAUAUACUUUGCCUUUUUGUUAUUUAAAAUUGAUAUCUGGGCCAGCCCUGUGGCUCAAUAGGCUAAUCCUCCACCUUGCGGCGCCAGCACACUGGGUUGUAGUCCCAGUCGGGUCGCCGGAGUCUGUUCUGGUUGCCCCUCUUCCAGGCCAGCUCUCUGCUGUGGCCUGGUAGUGCAGUGGAGGAUGGCCCAGGUGCUUGGGUCCUGCACCCCAUGAAGGACCAGGAGAAGCACCUGGCUCCUGCCUUUGGACAGUGCAGUGCACCGGCUGCAGCACGCCAGCUGCAGUGGCCAUUGGAGGGUGAACCAAAGGCAAAAAGGAAGACCUUUAUAAAAAAAUAAAAAAAGAAUUGAUAUCUGUUCCAUAAUUUUAAUGUACUUUCCACUCACAUUUCCAUUCUUAUCCUUGUAACUUAUUUGACCUCGUUAUCCGUGAGGAUGCAUAUCACUGCUCCUUUUUAUGAAACCCUCUAAGGAACUUUAACAAUUCUGUUGCCUGGAUUUCACUACCAGAGGUUCUGAUGUCUUGAACUGAUGUGUGGUCUGAGUAUGGAAAUUUCCAAGCACCCAGGAUAAGCUGAAAAGUUUGCUGACAGUUCAUUAGUAACUUGAUUUUAUGUGAUGAGUCAUGUUUCCCUUGCUAUUUCCAUGAUUUUCUCUUUGUUAUUUUUACAGUUUAGUUAUAAUUUGUGUUGAAUGUGUUAUAAUUGGGGUUCAUGGAGCUUAAAUGUGUAUGUCCACUUCUUUCUUCAAAUUUGGGAAGUUUCCAAUUGCAGUCAUUAUCUCUUCAAACUGGUGCACUUGCACUCUCUCUCUCCUUUCUGUAGACCUCCCACAAUACAUAUACUUGUCUGCUUGUGUUAUCCCAUAAUAUCUUUCCAAUAAAUAAAAGCCCAGGACCAAAUGGCUUCACUGCUGAAUUCUAUCAGAUAUUUAAUGAGGAAUUAAUCUCAAAUCUAUUCAAGACAUUCAAAGCAGUUGAAAGGGAGGGAAUCGUCCCAAACUUCUUCUAUGAGGCCAACAUCACCUUAAUUCUUAAACCAGAAAAAGAUACAACAAAGAAUUAUCGAUCAAUACCCUUGAGGAAUGUAGAUGCAAAAGUCCUCGACAAAAUACUAACUAAAUGAAUCCAACAACACAUCAGAAAGAACAUUCACCCAGAUCAAGUGGGAUUUAUCCCUGGUAUGCAGGGUGGUUCAAUAUUCAAAAAGGAAUAAAUGUGAUAUAUGUCACAUUAACAAACUGAAGAACAAAAGCCAUACGAUGAUCUCAAUAGAUGCAGAGAUAGCAUUUGCUAAAAUACAACACCCUUUCAUGAUGGAAACCUUAAGCAAAUUGUGUAUGGAAGGAACACUCCUCAACAGAAUCAAGGCAAUAUAUGACAAAUCCACAGCCAGCAUUUUAUUGAAUGAGGAAAAGUUGGAAGCAUUCCAACUAUGAUCUGGAAACAGAUAAGGAUGCCCAUUCUCACCACUGCUAUUCAAUAAAGUUUCAACCAGAGCCAUUAGCCAAGAAAAAGAAAUCACAGGGAUGACAAUUGGGAAGGAGGAAGUCAAACUAUACCUAUGUGCAGAUGACAUGGUUCUAUAUAUAGGGAACAAAAGACUCACUAAGAGACUAUUGGAACUCAUAAAAGAGUUUAUAAAGUGGCAGG